UGAUCUUCAACUGCCAUCACCUUCGGAUUCCCACGGUUCCCGGAGGCGAGACAGCGUCGAGUAGGCACAAAAUGGAGACCCCGCGUCAACGGACAAGCCCCAGAGGCAGCUCGAAAGAGCUCCCAAUGGAGGAGGACGCCAGGAGUACCCCGUCGACACCAUCCCGGAAGUCGUCGAAGUUCAGAACGUCCAUUAGGAACGUGUAUUCCCGCACGGCAGACAUGCUGAACGCGUCACCCAAGAAGCUGACCCGCAAGCGCUCGUCCAACGAGCCACAGGGACAGAGAGAGGACACGAGCGUCCUUCAGCCAACCACUCCCGUACGAAGGCCUGCUACUUCGGUACAGAGGCCUACCACACCAGUGCAGAGAUCAAACACGGACCGCCCAGAGCUAUUCCCAGGCCUCGGGUCGAGCUACUGGAGCGCGGCCAGGGAGCGGGCACCAGCACCCUCGGUAGAGACCAUGCAAACCCAAAUCCCCAAUGACUCACUAUACGACGACGACGAGUACGAGUACAGCGCAGAUGCGGUUGCGGAGAGCUAUCAAUCGCUCGCCCAGGCGCUGACGUCGGACGAAGUCCUUCAGGCCCUCAACAUGGUGGCAGGCGCGCAGGCGAGCGCCAGCGAGCAGGGAAGGCCGCUCCCCGAGGUCCCAGACAGCCUCUAUACCGCCGUCGCACAAGUCGCGAACGUCUGCUCGCCGUGGCUGUCGGUCUACAGGACGCUGGGCGCUCAAACCCAGGUGAUCAACAACGGCUUCGAGACGGUCAUCAGGUUAGCGCGGGAGACCAAGCAGGAGGCACACGCGCAAGCGCGAAAGAACGAGGCUCGGCUCGAGCGACUCGAGCGAGCCCUAGACGAUAUCAAGAACAAACCACUGCCCCCCACACCCUCACAACCCACCGCCAACGCGUCGACGUCACCCUCGACCCAGUCGAAGGCGCACAAAGCGGCUGCGGCACCCAAAGCCCCCUCCAACAACACGAUGGAGGCGAACCACCCCAGCCGCCUCGCCCUCGAGAUCCGUCCGGGUGGCCUACCCAAAGAAAAACGAAUGGACGAGCUGACGCUGCGCGAUAGCAUCAACGGCAUCCUGCGCGACGUCGUCGACCCGGAGAAGGUCCAGGUUGCCGGCACGAAGUGGAACCCGCAAGGAAACUGCAUCGUCGUGACACGCCAGGACCAGCGCGCGAGCGACCUCAUCCAGCACGUCCCGAAGUUCGCCGCGCUCGUAGGCCAGGGGAUGGAAGUCAUCCCCCGCCUCACAGCGAAGUGGCUUCGACUGAUGAUACAUGACGUUCGCACGGGACUCUUUGAUGCCAACCCAAGUCUACACACCUCCGGGGAGCUCAAGGCGGAGCUCGAGUUCUCGAACCCCAUCUUCAAGACGCUGGGGUCGCUUGCCGAGGACCCGCGAUGGCUACGUCGACAACAGGACAUCGGCACCCUGCGGUCCACGAUUGUCUUUGCAGUCACAAGCAAGGAGGAGUACGAGACCCUUUUAGAGAUGAAGGCGCUGUGGGUGUACGGGCGGGCAUGCCGCGUGGAGCGCUUCGCAGAUAAGCCGCCAGUGGUUCAGUGUACGAACUGUUGGGGCUUCGGUCAUACCACCCGGACGUGCAAGACGAGCACCAAGUGCCGCCUGUGUAGCGCGGACCACCCCACCACGUCUCACGCGGCGGCAUGCCCGACCUGUCAAGGGGACGAAAUGGCCGGCGAGUGCACGCACAACGUGAAGUGCCGUGCGUGUGGCCAAGACCAUCCAUCGGACGACAGGCGCUGUCCGAAACGUCUGGAGCUGUAUGGCAACGCACGAGCGCACGAACGCGAACGACGCGCGCCACACAAGGCUGCGACACGCUCUGACGGCUUCACGGAGGUCACGAAGCGGAAGAAGGGGAAAGCGAAGAAGGCAGCGAACGACCAGACGAGCGGGAAAGGGGAAGGCGCGUCAUCGGCGGGCAACACCACGAAGGACCCUCCCCCCCACCGCAAUCGGUUCGAUGCCCUACAGGCUGAGACCACCACCCCCAACAAUGACGCUACCCCCAUCCCCGGCCGCGCUCUAUGAAUAGGGACGACCACCGGAGAGCAGAAGAGACGAAACCCAUCCGCGUCCUUCAAUUGAACUGCUUUAAGAAGGGGGACCUAAUCCACACUCUUUUGAAUAAACAUACCCACGACCUCGAGCUAAUUCUUGUACAGGAACCGCAGUGGGGGCGCAUUGGGGCCCGUGACGGCGAAGAGAUACGCGGACCAGUGAGCUGCGGGACCUGGACGAACAUCCUACCGCUGGCAACCAUUGGCCCGAGGGACCCUCCGCCGCAUGUGUUAGCAUACUACCACCCCAGAGCUGACAUUCAGGUAACCCUGCGCUCCGACAUCGCCUCACACCGUGACAUCAUGGUCUUGGAUGUCACGCAAGGGGACGACAUUACCACUCUGGUGCACUUGUACAAUGACCGACGACUACCGGCCACGCAACAGGCAUCCCACCUACUGCAGAGUAUCACCUUACCAACGGACCACCCGGUCAUCGUGCUAGGCGACUUCAACCUCGACCACCCCCUCUGGUCAACCGAGCCCUCACGGACGUCCCCGGGGGCGGACGAGCUGGUGGACUGGAUGACGGACAAGGGGUUCGCGCUUCUGAACAAGAAGGGCGCCCCGACCCACUUCCCGCGUCGCACUAGUGCUGCGCCGUCCGUGCUCGACCUCACGUUCGUGAACGGCCCGGCGCAACAGCUAGAUGCAGCAAAGGAGUGGGCUCUGGCCCCGCGAUACCAGUACAGCUCCGACCACAUCGGCAUAACCUUCACCCUGGACUACGGAGCGACGCCCAUCGACAACCUCACAGGAGAGCAAUUUAACGUGAAGGAGGUCAAGCCGGACGACUUCCGCGACGCGCUUCGGGAGGAGGUCGGUCGACACAGGGUAGCCAUUGACAAGAUAAUGGACCUCGACAACGAGGUGCCGACGGACGAACUGGAAGACGCCGCAACCGCGCUCACCAGCGCUAUUCAGGCGACCCUGCGGAAGGUCGCGAAGAUCGCCUACACGACCAACAAGCGCGGCAGAGAGCUCAUCGCGCUGCGCACAGGCGGGGGGACCGAGCCCUCGCGCGACUAGUGAAG
Molecule: messenger RNA, 3135 nt
Organism: Schizophyllum commune H4-8
Lineage: Eukaryota; Fungi; Basidiomycota; Agaricomycetes; Agaricales; Schizophyllaceae
Exons: 2
Coding region: 72-2072 (666 amino acids)
Source: RefSeq, a predicted model, not a curated record